Molecule: messenger RNA, 2841 nt
Organism: Necator americanus (New World hookworm)
Lineage: Eukaryota; Metazoa; Nematoda; Chromadorea; Rhabditida; Ancylostomatidae
Exons: 25
Coding region: 1-2841 (946 amino acids)
Biological process (GO): mRNA cis splicing, via spliceosome; peptidyl-serine phosphorylation; peptidyl-threonine phosphorylation
Molecular function (GO): protein serine/threonine kinase activity; ATP binding
Source: RefSeq, a predicted model, not a curated record
AUGGUCGAGUUGGGAAGCAAGAGCCCAUUCGGGCAAUCCUUCGACAAUUCCGUCUUCAUCAUUCCUGCCAUCGUCAUCCUCGCCAUUGUUGGGUUCUGCUCAUACAAAUUAGUGAAUUCUUUGAAAGCUAAGGAAGAGAAGCAAAACCAACGCAGAGCCAAACGAGAAGAAAAGAAAAUAAAGAAGACGAAGUGGUCAUGGUACAGCUAUGUGGAUCCUUCAUCCCUUCUCGGGAAGUGGGAAGUAGCAGUUGGCGAUCCUCGUAGUUUGGAGGUGUUUCAUUGGCACCAGUAUUACAGAUGGUGGAUGUAUCCAUGUCACCACAAGAGGAAGGUGAGCUUUCCGACGGAGGCCAACAAGGCCUCGGAUGCAUCAGACAGAGAAGAGAAAAUCAGUAAAAAGAAGAGAAAGAAGGAGAAGAAACACAAAAAGGAAAAGAAACACAAGAAGGAAAAGAAGCAUAAAAAAGAGAAAUCCCAGGAAUCGAAACGACGAUUUAUUGAGAAUCCAUCGCCAGAGCCUGAGCCAGAAAAUGACGAACUAGGAAGACUGUCUGAUGACUUCGGUAAAGAAGUAGAGACGCCCAUUAAAGAUGACGAGAGUUCACGAAGUCCCGACCGUUGCCAAGAGCAAAGCGACGAUGAGAAAAGAGAACGCGACGAAAGCAAAAAUAAGAAGUCACUAAAACGACAUCGGGACGAGAGUGAAACUCGCAGUGAAAGUCGAGUGUCUAAUAAGGACAAAGUUACCGACAGAAGAGAUGAUAAGAAGGAGAACGUCCGCGGAAGGAGUCGAGAACGGCAAGAAAGGGAGAGGGAGAAGCGGGACUUUGAGGGAAGCAGAGAUCGAAGAGAUGAGGAACGACGAGGCCGUGAGCGUUCAAGAGAGCGGAGCGAUCGUCGAGAAAAAUCCUCAAUUAGAGAUAGAGACGACAGGGAACGCCGGGACCGUGAAAGGCGCCGCAGCACUGAACGAAGAAAAGAACGAAGCUUGGAAAGGCGCAGAGAGCGCCGUAGUUCGUCGCGUGGAUACAGAGGAAGGAGAGAGGAUCGAAGAGCAGAUUCGUAUCGAGAUUACGACCGUGAUCGACGACGUGGGCGACGAAGUCGAUCGCCGAACAGACGACGCAGCGACAACGGGAAGAAAGAGGAUGAUGAAAUAGUACCUAACGUGGAGUGGAAUCUAGAGGAGGAUUCCGACGAUGAGGAGAAAAAGAUAAGAGAGCAGCGUGAAAGAAGACAAAAACUGCUUCAGCAAAUGAACAGAAAGGAAGAAGAUUUGAAAACGAAGAUCUACUCGGAUGAUACUUCUGACGAGGAGAGUGCACUUAUAAAGGAAGCACGUCGUCUUGUUGGAAAGACUGCGGUAGGAAGCGAAAGCCCCAUGAGUAGCAGUGCGCUAUCUUCUCCGGACAGAGAUAAUGGCGAAAGUACUCCAGGAGACUUCUUUGCCGAUUUGAGAGAGAAGAUGGUGCACGUCAGAGGAGCGGAUGAGCAUAUUGUUGAAGAGACGUUACUCAGAGGAAAACAGGCCGAAGAAGAUGAUGCUAAGCGAGAACGAGAAUAUCACGAAGAUAAACGAGAGAAAGAGCGUAAAGAGCAAGUAGAUCCACCAGAAGUGGCUGAACCUCCAAAACCACCCGCCGCAAAAUCAAAAACUGAAUUUGAUAUGUUUGCAGACGAUGCUGAUCUUCCACAGGACGGCAUUGUUGCCGACGAAGCGGUUCUACAUUCACAAGGACAACAGGGCAAUGAUACUCUAAGAGACAACUGGGACGAUGCAGAAGGAUACUACAGAGUGCGGAUCGGAGAAGUCCUGGAUGGGCGCUAUCGCGUAUUUGGAUAUACUGGUGCAGGAGUGUUUGGGAACGUUGUUAGGUGUACUGAUCAGAAGAGGAAUGAUGUAGUUGCGAUAAAAAUUAUAAGGAAUAACGAGAUAAUGCGUAAAACUGGUCUGCGGGAGUUGGAAGUACUACGUAAGUUGAACGAAGCUGACAGAGAAGACAGAUUCCAUUGUCUGCAGCUGUAUCGCACGUUCAAUCAUCACAACCAUCUCUGCCUCUGUUUCGAGAACCUAAGAAGUGACACGGGCUCUCAUACGCUGUGUCCCCCGGCAGACAAUGCGUUUACACGCAUGAAUUUGCGUGAGCUUUUGAAGAAAUAUGGCAACAAUGUUGGUUUGCAUAUGAAGGCAGUACGAAGCUACGCACACCAGCUGCUUAUGGCUUUGCGGUUGCUCAAGAAGUGCGGUCUUGUUCACGCCGAUAUCAAACCCGAUAAUAUACUGGUGAACGAAUCGAAACUAGUCCUGAAGUUGUGUGACUUUGGAUCAGCCGGUCAUGUGCGAGAUCAAGAAAUCGCUCCUUACCUAGUUUCUCGAUUUUAUCGAGCUCCAGAAAUAAUGUUGGGCAUUCAACACGACUAUGGUAUUGAUUUGUGGUCAAUAGCUGUAACCUUGUAUGAAGUGUAUACCGGGAAGAUAAUGUUUCCGGGGAAAAGCAAUAAUCACAUGCUGAAGUUGUUCACGGAAGUGAAAGGUAAGUAUCCGAACAAGCUCGUACGAAGAGCUCAAUUCCGUGAUCAGCAUUUCGACACGAAUUGUAAUCUUUUGUACCAUGAAGUCGAUAAGGUCACUCAACGAGAUAAAGUCACAGUUUUGUCGAACAUACGUAUAUCUCGCAAUUUGGAACUAGAACUCAUCGGUGAACAAGAUCUGGAUCGGGACGGGAUAUCACAGGUUCAAUCGUUCCGAUCACUCUUAGAGCAGAUGUUAGUAUUGGAACCAACAAAACGAAUAACUUGCGGCGAGGCAAUCAAGCAUCCUUUCUUUUCCAUGAAGUAA